CUCGCGCAUACGCAUGCGUCUUGCCCUCCCAGAAGGUGCGAUGACGGCUGCGGCGGCAACAGCAGAGGCCUCCGAGGUUUUUCAGAAGUGUGGCUGCAAAGGUAUCCGGACCUGUCUGAUUUGUGAGAGGCAGCUCCAGGUUGACCCGCCCUGGCAGUUGUCCCCGCAGAAAACACACCGCUUCCUUUACAAUGUGGACACAGGUUGGGCCGUGGGGGCUGAGGAUUCCAACUGUGAAGGCUGGGGCUUCCCCUUCCCGGGGGUGACACUGAUAGAGGAUUUUGUGACCCGGGAGGAAGAGGCCGAGAUGGUGCGAUUGAUGGACCUCGACCCUUGGAAGCUCUCUCAGUCUGGCCGGAAGAAGCAGGACUAUGGCCCCAGAGUCAACUUCCGGAAGCAGAAGCUGAAGGUGGCGGACUUCCAGGGCCUGCCCAGCUUCAGCCGGGAGGUGGUGCGGAGGAUGGGCCUCUACCCCGGCCUAGAGGACUUCCAGCCUGUCGAGCAGUGCAACCUGGACUACAGCCCCGAGCGCGGCUCUGCCAUCGACCCCCACCUGGAUGACACCUGGCUGUGGGGUGAGAGGCUGGUGAGCCUCAACCUCCUGUCCCCCACCGUGAUGUCCAUGUCCCGGGAGGCACCCGACACCCUGUUACUCAGCUCGGCUCCUACCACUGGUCCCAAGGACAGCGUGGACAACCUGAUUACCCCCAGCUGGUCUGUCUUGUGCCAGGAUGUGGAGGUGGCCAUCCCCAUCCCCCGCUGCUCUCUGCUGGUGCUGACCGGUGCAGCACGGCACCAGUGGACACAUGCCAUCCACCGCAGGCACAUCACAGCCCGGCGCGUCUGUGCCACCUUCCGGGAGCUGUCAGCCGAGUUCCAGCCCGGGGGGAGGCAACAGGAUCUUGGACGUGAGCUCCUGCAGAUCUCAUGCUCUUUCCAAGGGAGACCUGUGUGAACUGCCCCCCUGGGGACAGGCCUGUGCCAGCUGGCCAGAGGUGCCAGGGCCCGCUGUCUUCCCCUCAUUAUGUUUUGGUAGAAGCCAUCUGACCCUGAUGCCAUGGGUAGGCGUGAGCCCUGACCAGAGCUGAUUCUGAUGGGGCCACGCACAGGGUCCCACCCCUUGGAUCUACACUGUGGCCACUGUUUGGAUUAAUCUGUUUGGAGAGAGUGGGAACUUUCUUUCUUUCUUUUUUUUGCCUUUUUUCCUUUUUUAUCGGUACCGGGGAUCAAACUCACGACUGCCUGCUUGCAAGGCAGUCACUUAUGCCGCUGAGCUAAAUCCCCAGCCCCAGGAACUGAACUUUCAAAAUGCUAGUAUUUGCUUGAAAUGACCCUUGCCUUUACCCAUCUCAAGGUCUCCAGACACCAACCAGUCAGGACCAGGAGCUGGAGACCCUGUGGCAUGGGAGGGUGCAGGGCCAGAGAGUGGGACUAGUGGCAGACUUGAAGUUCAGGCUUCAGGUGGUGGCAGCUUCUGAGUUGGCUCAGUCUGGGUCAUGCUUGACCUUAGGGUAGGGGGUGUGACAGGUGGAGACACUGGAGAGCCUGGUUCCUGUCACCUCCCCAGAAAGCUGUUCAAAGUAGGAAACAAAGCUCUUCCCCUCCUAA
Cavia porcellus (domestic guinea pig) is the source of this 1608-nucleotide messenger RNA. It is a transcript of the gene Alkbh4, whose product is annotated as alkB homolog 4, lysine demethylase. Gene Ontology annotation, biological process: protein demethylation; actomyosin structure organization. The transcript is spliced from 3 exons. The record is from RefSeq and is a predicted model, not a curated record. Gene Ontology annotation, molecular function: demethylase activity; actin binding; oxidoreductase activity. Gene Ontology annotation, cellular component: contractile ring; midbody. NCBI's taxonomy places the organism in Eukaryota, Metazoa, Chordata, Mammalia, Rodentia, Caviidae. Bases 14 to 955 code for a protein of 313 amino acids.